GGGUUUUAUUUUAUUUUAUCAUUUAUUUGGUUUGAUUUACACCUCUGUUGUUUCCUAUAGAGUCCGAGGAUUCUUCUUUUCCUCACAUUGUCUACCAAAUUCCCUCCUUCCCAUGUCUUAAAAUGUAAACAAAAAAACAAACCAGGUUUUCAAACAUCAGUUCAUUGCUGUCGUACAUUCAACAAUGGUUGAUAUUCUCUCCCCUCUUUGCCCCUGAUUCCCUUCCCUACCGCACCCUCUCCAUCCAUCUAAGGCAGGAUGGUCGCUCUCCCUUUCCUCGGCCGUCUGUCUUUCCUCCUCCUCAUUGCCACCACUACAACCACUGCCUUUGCCAUCGGAAUCCACCAUGGCAGCAUCAUCCGGAAACCUUCUUCGGGCGUUCCAAACUUUAGGGAGGCCCCUGAGUUUCGCAACGGGGACGUUUGUGGGACUAAUGCUUCUGAAAGAAUCCACAUUGCCAUGACAUUGGAUGUAAACUACCUCAGGGGCACCAUGGCCGCUGUUCUCUCCGUCCUCAUGCAUUCAACCUGCCCCGAAAACACGGAGUUCCAUUUCCUGUGGGGAAAAUACGAGCCCGAGGUGCUCGUUAGCAUCAAUUCAACCUUCCCUUACCUCAACUUCAGACUUUACCGCUUCGACUCCAACCGUGUUCGUGGCAAGAUAUCAAGGUCUAUUCGCCAAGCAUUGGACCAGCCUUUGAACUACGCCAGGAUUUACCUUGCCGACAUGUUACCACCAGAUGUUAAACGUGUUUUAUACUUGGAUUCCGACCUUGUCGUGGUGGACGAUAUCGUGAAACUCUGGGAAGUUGAUUUGGAAGGCAAAGUGUUGGCGGCACCAGAAUAUUGCCAUGCCAAUUUCACCAAGUAUUUCACGGACUUGUUCUGGUCGGACAAGGAGUUGUCUAGUACAUUUAAUGGAAGAAAGCCAUGUUAUUUCAACACUGGAGUCAUGGUGGUAGAUGUUGAUAAGUGGAGACAAGGCGGAUAUACGCCGAAAGUGGAGGAAUGGAUGGCGCUGCAAAAACAGAAGAGGAUAUACACCUUGGGUUCAUUGCCACCAUUUUUGUUGGUGUUAGCUGGUAAUAUAAAAGCUGUUCAUCAUAGGUGGAACCAACAUGGACUAGGGGGUGACAACCUUGAGGGUAAGUGUAGGAGUUUGCAUCCCGGGCCUAUUAGUUUGUUGCAUUGGAGUGGUAAAGGGAAGCCUUGGUUGAGGCUGGACUCGAGGAAACCCUGCGUUGUUGAUCAUCUUUGGGCACCCUAUGAUCUUUAUGGCUCAUCAGAUCACUCUUUGGAGGAAUAAGGGAAACUGAGUACACCAAUCCAGUCUGCUUUUAACCAUGGCCACAACAAGCCCUUUAACUUUUCAUUCUACAUAUAUUCCCAGAACCAUAACUUUGAAGUCUCAGUAGGAAAGGGAUAAGAUUAUGUUUCGAUAAUAAAUAAAUAAAUAAAAAUGAGAGGGGGAAAGAGUGAGUGAGGAUUUGUAUAUUAUUUACUUAUUGUUUUAACAUCAUGGUUCCUUGAAAGAUGCUUAAAAAAAUCAAAUGCGUUUAUUGUAUUAUAGUGCAUGAAUGAAUGUUAAUAUUAUACAUUUUAGAUUUAGCCUCUA
Gossypium arboreum is the source of this 1614-nucleotide messenger RNA. Its product is annotated as probable galacturonosyltransferase-like 4. Gene Ontology annotation, cellular component: Golgi apparatus. The record is from RefSeq and is a predicted model, not a curated record. Bases 259 to 1305 code for a protein of 348 amino acids. Lineage: Eukaryota; Viridiplantae; Streptophyta; Magnoliopsida; Malvales; Malvaceae. The transcript has a single exon. Gene Ontology annotation, molecular function: glycosyltransferase activity.